CUUCAAGAUGUCGCUGUCUUCGAAGAGCCGAAGAUUAAGUUAGAGCAGUACCCAACAACGCCUCAUUUAGCAGCACGGAUGCUGUACACUGCUCACACGACCUAUGAUGACAUUGAGAAUAAAGCUGUAGGAGACUUUGGGUGUGGUUGUGGUAUCCUCAGCAUCGCAGCCGCAAUGAUGGGAUCAGCGUACAAUGUUGGCUUUGAUAUCGAUCCUGAUGCCAUCGCAAUUGCCCUGCGAAACUGCGAGGAGUUUGAGAUCGAGAUGGAUUUUAUUCUAGCAGAUCUUUCAGAAUCAGCGGUUCUACCGUCCUCGAGUGGCAAUUCAACUAGCAGUCAUGAUUCUUUUACAAUGAUGAAGGGCAAGCUGGAUACCAUCCUUAUGAAUCCCCCCUUCGGAACCAGAGAGAAAGGGAUCGAUAUGGUGUUCCUUAAGAGAGGUAUCGAUCUUGCCAACCAUGCUGUUUAUUCUCUCCACAAGACCUCGACACGUGAACAUAUUCUGAAAAAAGCAAAGGAGUGGGGUGUCAAAUGUGAAGUUGUCGCAGAAUUACGCUACAAUCUGGAUAAAAGCUACAGUUUCCACAAGAAGAAGUCACAGGAUAUCGCAGUUGAUUUCUUAAGAUUUGAAAAGUGUCUAUAAUAAUAAUAAUAAUAAUAAUAAUAAUAAUAAUAAUUGCCC
Molecule: messenger RNA, 681 nt
Organism: Lobosporangium transversale
Lineage: Eukaryota; Fungi; Mortierellomycota; Mortierellomycetes; Mortierellales; Mortierellaceae
Product: S-adenosyl-L-methionine-dependent methyltransferase
Exons: 2
Coding region: 79-642 (187 amino acids)
Biological process (GO): rRNA methylation
Molecular function (GO): rRNA (adenine-N6-)-methyltransferase activity; nucleic acid binding
Source: RefSeq, a predicted model, not a curated record